This is a messenger RNA of Dreissena polymorpha, 1475 nucleotides long. RefSeq lists its product as uncharacterized. NCBI's taxonomy places the organism in Eukaryota, Metazoa, Mollusca, Bivalvia, Myida, Dreissenidae. Gene Ontology annotation, biological process: positive regulation of canonical NF-kappaB signal transduction. The record is from RefSeq and is a predicted model, not a curated record. Bases 32 to 979 code for a protein of 315 amino acids. The transcript is spliced from 4 exons.
UAUUGAGUCCAGAAGUUUGUACAUCACAAAAAUGACAGGAAAAAAAGAGGCACAUACAAAGGGUGCGACAGACGUACCAAAGUCUUUACAGAAACCGAAAGUGAGUUUUGGUCUCCGAUUUUCCGACAUUUGGCAAAAUCCGGAGCUUGUAUUAACCAACAUGGCGACCUCCUGGUGGUCAAAAGCCGGUUCGGUUAUCCCCGAGUUUGUUUUGGGAAAAUUUCCUUUCGUUCAGAUGAUCACGCUACUAAUGCUGCUCGCCGAGAGGGCAUUGAAGAUGGAGAAAUACCCUCCAAUGCAUCCUUACAUCAUCUACGCAGUGUGUGGCCUAUGUCUCCUGUCUGGGAUGAUGAUGUCAGCAAAGAUUAGAGUGAAAUAUGCAUCUUUGUUGUAUUGCCUUGUGCUCAUCUACCUGUCUGCUAAUGCUUACUUCAACACACAGUUCAACUACUCAAGACAUGUGCGAAACCGAAUAAGUAGUCGACAUCUAGGAUGUCUUGGAAUAUUCAUCUUGUAUGCCUUCAUAAAAAGUGACAGAACAUCCGCCCUGAUGCAACGCAUUGGAGAACUCUGUAUUGCUGUCUACCUCUGUGCUCAGGCCUACUUGUUCAAUGAAAGCUACGAAGACAAGAAAGCCAUUAUGGACUUGAUACCAGGAGGGAACUAUGCUCGUUACGCCCUCACACUUGUUUUUGCCUGCGCUGGUUUGUGCUUCAUUUCAGGAUAUUUUCUCAAAGACAUUUCUCUGGCAGUAACUUUUGUGCUUAUUGUCUUUAUGGUUCUUGUUGACAUAAAGUUUUCGUUCUGGACCUACAGGGGCAUGUCUUAUUGGAACCAGGCACGUUUGUUGGCUGAUAAUGUGAACUUAUUGUUUGGGUUUUUCCUCUGUGCGAACCACUAUGAGAACUUGAGCAAGGACGCUCGUGAUGCUGUCGAACAGGCUCAUGAAGAAGAGGAGGAGAGGGAAAAGCAGGAUUAAUUAUGGUCUAAGAAAAUCCCUGUUAAAUGUUGUAUGUAAUGGGCACCUAUUAAAUUUGCUGAAAAUGAGAGAAAAACUGAUUCUGUCAGGUAUUCUUUACUCUCAUGAGAGAAAAUCUUAACAUAAUUUGUGCUCAAUUGACAAAUUAAGAUCAAAUUCUUUAUUUGAAAUCCUUUGUUUGUAACUAACAGUUACAAAUUAAUCAUUUCAGUAAGAUGAGCCUGAUCAAAACAAUUCAGUAAAGAAAUACCUGAACAUGUAGCCAAAAUGACUGUAGAUUUUAUGAAUUUGAGGAUUUUACUUUUUAUGUCUUAAGGGGAUUUUUGAAUACAGGUCUUUUAGGAUUUUGUAAUAAGGUAAAAAAAGUAUCAAUUAUUAAAAGUUGUAUGUGAUAGUCAUACUUUUCGUAGUUGAACAACUGAUUUUAAAUUAUAAAAAUGUUGCAGGAACAUCAUUUUACCCUAUGUGAUACUUGCAAACUAAAAAAUUUAAUAAU